UCGGACUGUCGGCGGCGCAGGUGCGACUGCCAGUCAAAGCGGUUGCCCUGGGCGACGGGGGUCCCCAGGAAUUUUGCUGCAGGUGCAGCCCUCGCCUGUCAAUCACCAGAGGGACUACGGGAGGCGGCGGGGAGCGGGCGGAUUGCGGUGCGGAAAUGGCCGAGGUUCACAACCUACAGGAGCUGCGUCCAAGUGCUUCUCUGGCCACCAAGGUCUUCAUCCAGCGAGACUAUACUGACGGGAUUCUCUGCCAGUUCCAGUCCAAGUUCCCCCCGGAGCUAGAGAGCCGGGUGGAAAGGCACUAUUUUGAGGAAACGGUGAAGACCUUGAACAGUUACUACGCUGAAGCUGAGAAAAUUGGAGGGACAUCCUACUUCGAAGGGUGCCUGGCCUGUGUCACUGCCUACGUCAUCUUUAUAUGUAUGGAGACGCGCUAUGAGAAGGUUCUGAAGAAGAUCUCCAAGUACAUUCAGGAACAAAACGAGAAGAUCUACGCGCCCCGAGGGCUGCUGAUCACGGACCCCAUCGAGCGAGGACUACGGGUUAUCGAGAUCGCCAUCUACGAGGACCGGUGCAGCAGCGGGAGCAGCAGCGGCAGCAGUAGCAGUAGCAGCUGCAGUGGGCAGUGAAGCUGGGGGGUCGGCGGGGGAGGGGGCCCACGCACCAGCGGGAACGCAAUCCCGACAAACUCCUGAGGAAACCACCGGCCCUUUUCGCCGAGUAGUCUGGACCAUUCCUGGGGUGGGGUGGGG
Molecule: messenger RNA, 752 nt
Organism: Mobula hypostoma (lesser devil ray)
Lineage: Eukaryota; Metazoa; Chordata; Chondrichthyes; Myliobatiformes; Myliobatidae
Product: golgin subfamily A member 7B-like
Exons: 5
Coding region: 156-629 (157 amino acids)
Biological process (GO): protein targeting to membrane; peptidyl-L-cysteine S-palmitoylation
Cellular component (GO): palmitoyltransferase complex
Source: RefSeq, a predicted model, not a curated record